Messenger RNA from Opisthorchis viverrini, 4860 nucleotides. RefSeq lists its product as hypothetical. The record is from RefSeq and is a predicted model, not a curated record. NCBI's taxonomy places the organism in Eukaryota, Metazoa, Platyhelminthes, Trematoda, Opisthorchiida, Opisthorchiidae. Bases 79 to 4674 code for a protein of 1531 amino acids. The transcript is spliced from 4 exons.
CGACAACCACUGAAAUACUAACAUUCAACUGCGACUGAUAGACCCACCAAAUACAUGCAUCAGAGCUAAAAACUCAACAUGGAUCAGCUCAGGAACAGUUCACCAUUGGACUUACAAGCUAUAAGUCCAAUGUUUCUUCAGGCUAGCGACUGUCCUAAUUAUCGGCUAGACGAUCACUUUCGUUUAACAGAUGAUUCUGAAACAUCGAGUAUAGGUAUUUGGCUUGAAAUGGAUCGAAACUUGAAUGCACUCGAAGACAGACAUGAAAACAAACCAAGUGAGUUAGAAGACAUGAAUAUCGAACGGAUCGGAAGUUUCCAAAGUAGCCGUAUCAGUCCUACAAAUGUUGAACAUACCAGCCCAGAACAUAACCUCACAUCGCUGGGAACUCAUGUAGCACCUCUGAGACGAGAAGCAAGGCCUUCAACCCAUUCAGGUACAGUGAAAUACACUACAAAUCUUCGAGCCCUUUCUCCAGACGGGAAUAUUGUCCAAUCAGAAAUAAUACGCAAUUAUGAAAUACCAAGUGACAUUAUUGCGGAAGGGUCAGAUGUACCAAUUGUUGACGAAACAGAUGAGCAUGGAAUAUGGUUAGAUGGUUUGAAAGGGCAUCAAGGCAAAGAAUCUAUUACAAAUAUUAAUUUCUCUACCCACCUCAAAAUUUCCAAAACUGCAGAAGGGUCAGUUAUGGGAUCAGAUAUUUCAGAGAGUGAAAAUCGUCCCGCCAGUUCUACAAUUCCACUUGGAGCGAGCGCGGUGACGCCAUUUGGGUCACCUGAGGCAACAUCAAACUCCCAGCAAGAGCCGUCAGGGACAGUAGAUUAUCUGGCUGAGGCCAAUCAACAAGAUCGCAUGAAACAAAAGCGGAAAGAAACAGAGUCUCAAAAGGAACAACAGGACAUUGCAAAAGAGGAAAUGGGACAAGAACCUGACGGAAAACAGACGCAUGAUGGAUUGUAUGCUCUAGAGCAAAACGUAGGAGACUCAAGUCAGAAUACCGUCAGCCGCGAGCAAGAAACAAAUAAAGAAAACCUAGAGGGUCAAAUCACUUUGGACGAAAAAGAUGAUGGGAGACAGCGAUUUGAACGUCCCAAUUCACAGGAUUAUCAGACUGAGCCAAACGCUCUGGAUGAUCAUGGCAAUCUACUUGAGGGUUUUGGACUACCACCCGGAGAUAAAGCUCGGAGGGUAAAACCUGUUGAUGACAGUGCGCAAGGAACAUGUACGUCUUCAAAGAUCACCGAUGCCUCACGAAGCCACAUUAGAAAAUUACAUGUGCUUUUGAAAGACACGUGCAAAGACCUCGAAGAAAUACAAUCGGGCAUUUCUCAGAAGGAUUUCAGACCGUGCAAGCCGUUUAUUGAACAUAUCGACCAGAUCCCAAAUACACUGAACAACUUGAUACCCACACUAGAAUAUAGCCCUUACGAGGAAGAUCUUUGGAAAGCGCAUGAAGGGAUUGUACGUGUAUUGGAAGAGACCAAGAAAAAGCCACCACUGAUUAUCCUACACUUACUUGAACUGGGAUUCUACAUAUUCGAAGUUGGCACACUGCUGUGCGAAGAUUUGCUUCCGUCAUGUUUUGCACACUUGGUGCAUGCAAUUCUCUCACGAGUACAAACCGCCUCACUUUUCAGUCGUCAUGAUGGUCAAGAUGUCGUGGCAACUUUUUUGGAAUAUCUGACCCAACAUCGUUAUUCUGUUCUGUCAAUGGAAGAUUUCGAUGCUUCCGAAAGAUCCUGUGCGCACACAUGGCUUGAAAUAGAGGAACAUUCAAAUGCAUCUGAUGUUGAACAGGAAAAUAAUCUGAAUGGCCAAGAGAUCAUGAGUGCUGACCGAAGUGGCACUUCCAAAAAUGGUCGUACUGUUCUUCAUAACGACAAAUUGUCACCCUUAAGCGGAGAAACCAGACCGUUUGUUCCUACGGCGGACCUUAUGAACCCUGAGGCAACAGCUCACACAGGUACUGUGAAGUAUACCACCAGACUCCGAGCUCUUUCUCCGGAUGGAAAUAUUGUCGAAUCUGAAGUAGUACGUAGUUACGGGAUGCUAAGCAAUACUUUUUUAGGAGUAAAUCAGUGCCUUGUUGAUGAAACAGACGAGCACCAACUGUGCUUCGAGGGUUUACCAGGUCAAAAAGACAACGACUAUCUACCAUGUAUCAGUUUCCUCACUCAUCUCAAGAUUUUAAAGGCGGCGGAAAAUUCUGAAAGGACAGUGGACAGUCCAACGCAAGAACUUGAUCCUGCUGGUCCUGUGAUUCCACCUUUGGCGAAUGAGACGUCAGUUCAGGCGGAUACAUUAUUGUCCCCUAGAAAUGACCCUUUAGGAGUCGAUGAUCCAACCAAAGUUAGCUACCUACAACAGAGUGACCAGGCCAUACACAAUGACCCGACACGAUACACGCCACAAGAAGUAUCACCACGAGAGCAACAAAAUACGCAGCAAGAAAUGGUGCAGUAUUCACGAGAAGAAUUGUCAACCAGGACACAAGAAGAAGCUAAGCAAGAAACAGGAGAGCCAAAGCGUGUUUUAAUAAGGCAAAAGAGAAGCACACAGCUUUCAGAGGAAGCAUCACCAGAGCCAAACUACGGACAGCCAGAUCCACACCCCGAACUGCAAGCAACACAGUAUCCGUUGCCAGAUCUGGAACAAAAUUCAAACGGUACAAAUGAACAGAAAUCUCCUCGUGGGAUGCUGGAGGAUAUAAGUCAACAGCUGUCGGCGACGCUACAGGAAGAUCAGCAAACCGGAAUACAGGAGGUGCCACAUAUUACAAUUCUGCCACAGAAUAGUUCAAAAACGUCACAACAAGGUUUGGAGGAUCCUGAAGAGGAACUACAAAUGUCAGUAAUAGGUGUGAACGAGCAACAAGAUGAGCUGAAAGAGGAGAUUACGGAACAGGCGCAAAACCAACCGAUACAUCAAGAAUCGCCGCAAGAAGUCGUGGAGGGUUCAAGACACGGCUCAUCACAACAACUACAAGGAGAACCAGAUCAAAGUACGAAGCAGCCAACAGAUGUUCUAUUACUAGGGCAGAAAUCUGAAGAAGCUUCAGAAAAUUCUAGGCAAGAAAUGGAGAAGCUGCAAACAAAGCCGGAAAUGUUACAAAAAGGAAUGCAAGACCUUGAGCAAGGUUCAAGGGAGAUAAAUGUGCAGGAGCCGCGUCAGGAGUCAGUGGAGGAAUUUCAGCAGGUGUUUCAAACACUGCAACCGCAAAAUUAUGAAAGGACAGAAGAGUCUAUGAACGUCAUAUCGAUGGUACAAGAACGUCCAAAAAUGUCUGACGAAUUAUUAAAGAAACCAGAGCCAGAUCUACGAAAGCCACACUCCGAACGAGAAGAAGCUCCGGAAGAACUGCAAGUAGAAGAGCGAGGCCUAGAAGUGAUGAACAAACUAGGAGUGCAGCAAGACUCAGCAGAAGAAGUGUUCGAAGACCCGCGAAAUGAGUUGUCACGAGGAAUGCAAAAACAGCUGGAGCAAGAUGCAGAGAAAUCCGAAAGGGGGAGUUUACAAAUCAUGAAUGAGGUAAUACAGCAUCUUGACUUAGAGCCUCACUCAGAAAGAAAAGGAUCACAUGAAGUAAUGCAAAUUCUAGAGAAAAUUUCAAAAGACGAGGAAAGUAAACAGCAAGCAAGUAGAAAAAUUGUGGAAUAUUCAGACAAGAAGGAAAGACAAAAGCAUUCUCAUGAUUCCGAGCAGCUUCACUACCCGCUUGGGAGCGUCAAACCACCUUUGCGCGAUGUGAACCAAAAAGACACAACGAUGAAGGUGCACGGCAUAGAGGAUACCAAGAGAAAUGUGUGCCAUUCUUCAAAAAUUACCAACUUAUCCAGAAGUUAUAUUGGAAAGCUACGAGCACUACUGAAAGAUGCCUGCAAAGACCUCGGAGAUAUACAAUCGGGCAUUGCCCAGCGGGAUUUCAGACCGUGUAAACCAUUCAUAGAACGUGUCGAUCAGGUUCCACAUAUACUGAAGGAGCUCAUACCCACACUCGAAUAUAGUCCUUACGAGAAAGAUCUUUGGAAAGCGCGUGACGACAUCAUACGCACACUCGAUGUGACCCGAGACAAACCGGCACUGAUUAUCUUACGUUUACUUGAAUUGGGAUUCUACAUAUUCGAAGUUGGUGCACUGCUGUGUGAAAAUAUACUUCCACCGAGGUUCGCACACUUGGUGCAUGCAAUUCUCUCACGCGUACAUCGCCUUUCGGCGGGUCGUGUGGUACGCCAAAUCAUCCAUGUACCAAAAUCAUUCGAUCCUCUGGUUUCAACUUAUUGCAAAGACAGACGGCUGGAACGAAUCGAGAAUUUUUGCAACUGCCAGAUUCGAUUGUUGGAGCCAACCCAUCCGCGAAGUGAAUUUUGUCCACCUGACUGCCGAACACUUGAAGUCAAUUUUGAUCCCGUGCGUGGUAAACAUGUGGGGUUUCUAGAUUUGCUGAAUCGAUGCGUGCAUCCAAAGCGCUGUGUUGCACGUAUUGCAACCACAGUUUUGCGCCGAGCAAAUGGUACAGAAUCGGAGAUACGAGGUCACGAACUAAUGCAAGCUAGCCAACCUAGACCUCGCCUGCUAGAAGUCAGAGCAGAUAUUUGUGCUGGACCACGGCAACAUUUGGCCGGAAUGAGAGGUGCAACAGAGUCUGAAGUAUUAUCCAAAUCCGCUUUCGUCUAACUUUUGCUUACUUAUUGAAAGCCUAAAUUCCCAAUAGCAUGAUUUGCAUAGCUGGACACAUUUUUGCAUGGACUUUCAUUUCUUCUUCUUGUUUGAACGGAAUGAAUGCAAAUUUUGAGUUUGUCGGCCACUAACCUUACCUUUGUUUGUUCGGGUAGCCUUCCAUCCAAUCAAUUAUAUUGGCCG